Messenger RNA from Cryptomeria japonica (Japanese cedar), 2020 nucleotides. RefSeq names its product E3 ubiquitin-protein ligase PUB23. The coding region runs from base 659 to 1891 and encodes 410 amino acids. The record is from RefSeq and is a predicted model, not a curated record. Gene Ontology annotation, biological process: protein ubiquitination. The transcript has a single exon. NCBI's taxonomy places the organism in Eukaryota, Viridiplantae, Streptophyta, Pinopsida, Cupressales, Cupressaceae. Gene Ontology annotation, molecular function: ubiquitin protein ligase activity.
CGUUGCCCUAACAAAACGUUCUCUUUGACUAGAGUGCAAUCACAUCAAUUCCAGUCCCAUUCAUUGAAUGCCAAACCAGUGGAUUGAAACCUCAUUUCUAUAGCGUGCCAGCUCAAAAUAAUGGAAAAGAUUGGUUUGGUCAAAAAGUGGUGCAUAAAAUUGCAGGUGGGUGGAUGUGAAAUGGUCACCCAUGAGCAAGUCUUUUAGAGUCAAUGGCGCCCGCCAUUUAUGCAGAGUAAUGAAUGGAUGAGAAUCACAAGAUUGUGGGUAUCAUUUAAGACGUGCUAAUAUGCUGUUCAAUUGGGUCAAGUUGGAUUUGGUGUUUAUGCGUUUGGAAUUCAAAUGGGGACGUUCUGUUGUACGUAAGAUGUUUAUUAAAACCUAAUUCUUAUAUAAUAAACUUCAAUGUGCACAGCGAAGUCAAAUUUGUAUAAUUACUUUGUUGACAUGGUAAACGUUCUGCUAAUGUGCAAUGGCUGAGGAGAUCAAUGUUCAUUGACAACGUAUAUCCAUCCACUCAGAUUCAGUGUAUUGGAAAAUUUGUUUGUUUAUAAUUGUCGCCAUGAUAAGAGGAGAUUUGUGUAGGGUAGUUGUCUAACCAGAAAUAGCAAGCAAGAACGAAGAAAAUUUGAGCUGUGGGUUCAGAAACAGAAAGAUUAUGGAUCCUAAUGUGGAAGUGCCAUCCUACUUUAGAUGCCCAAUAUCAAUGGAGCUCAUGAGGGAUCCUGUGACUGUUUCUACAGGGAUGACAUACGACAGGGAGAGCAUUGAGCAUUGGAUUUACACAUGCAACAAGAGGACGUGCCCUGCUACCAUGCAAGAACUCCAGAAUUUAGACAUGAUACCUAAUCAUACCCUGCGCCGCCUUAUUCAGGGGUGGUGUGUGGCCAAUGGCUCAAAAGGGGUGGACCAGAUUCCAACUCCAAGGCCACCUAUUGAUUCUCUGCAAGUCACAGAUCUGCUCCAAAAGGCGGCUAGAUCUAAGCCUUUUCAAGCAAUCAAUGCUCUCAAGAAGCUCCAGUCUCUUGCCAGGGAAAAUGAGAGGAAUAAAAGAUGCAUUGUGGCGGCUAGACCUUGGCCUAUUCUUAUAUCUCUUCUUGAUGAUUUUUAUUUAGAGUCUCGAGAAGAGAUUGAGAAUGAAAACUCUAAAAUCUGUGAGGAGGCUUUGGGGAUUCUUUAUCUCCUUCCGGUGACACUGGAAAUGGCAAGGUUGGUAUUGGACCCCAUGACCAUGAAAUCCCUGGGAUUGAUUCUGCAGCGAGGAAAUGGCCAGGCAAGAUUGCAUGCAGUCAAGCUGUUGCAGAACGUUGCAACGCAGAGGGUUGAUUGGGAAAUCAUUGUUAGGCAAAAUAUUGAUGUUUUGCAUCGAUUGGUGGAGAUUUUGAGAGAUGAGCUUUGUCACCAGGCUACCAUGGCGGCCUUGGAUGUUGUGAAGGCCAUGUGUAGUGAGUCGAGAAGGAAUAAGCUUAAGGCUGUGGAAUCUGGUCUAGUUUUUGUUUUGAUUGAGCUUCUGCCAGAGGCUGAGGGGAGAAAGGCUGAGAAAAUCUUGGAUUUGUUAGAUAAGUUGCUUGCCUGUGCUGAAGGGAGGGCUGCCAUGAAUGAUCAUGCCAUGGGUAUUGCUGCUGUGUCGAAGAAGAUUAUGAGGGUUUCUGAAUCUGGGACCAGGAAAGCUGUUCGAAUCCUCUGGUUGGUCUCUAGUUUUUGGUCCAGUACUUCUCUUGUUCGUGAUAUGAUUCAGUUUGGAGGUGUGUCGAAGCUCUGCAUGGUGCUCCAGAUGGAUGGGGCGGUCAAGACCAAGCAGAAGGCCAAAGAGGUACUCAAAUUGCAUGCAAAGAGCUGGUGCAAUUCUCCUUGUUUUCCUUUGCAUUUAAGAGAGUAUAUUUCCAUGUAACAGAGAAAAGUUAGAGCAAUCUGACUGUUUUGAAUGCAGUUGUGAAGCUAAAACCUAGGUUUCCACUGUUUUUUAUAGUUUUUCUGUCGAAAAGCAUCCAACUAGUUGAUUCAAAACUUCUUUGAUAAA